UGAUUCAUCUUCCGAGAAAGAGAACUUUGGCGGCUUUUGAAGGUGAAAGCCCACAAAGAUUCCAUUCCACCCCUUCAAUGUUAAUCAUCCCUUUCAAAAAUCAAUAUCUUUAAAUGCGAAACCAAAACUGAGAAUGCUACAUUCGGAUGAGAGAAUUACAAGUGAGUGGUCCCACGUUCAUAUAUAAUUGAAGUGUUCACAACGUGGUUGAGAACCUGAGAUAGUUGCCGGAAAAAAAAUUAAUAAAAAAGCCUCAAUUUUUGGCAUUCCCGUUGACCCUUUUGCGAUUUGUAGUAGCUGGCGCUUUAAAGGAGCCACCUUGUCAAUUAAUUUGUUGAAUUGGGCAAACCUGGUUCUUGCCCAUGUUGAAUCUCCGCUUGAGGUUGUGUUUGGAGAUUCAGAUCCGAGAAAGGUUAUGAUGUCAAGGCAGCUUGGUGAAUCAGAAGACUGAGAGUUUGUUUUGUAGUGUUUUGUGGUUUAGUAUGGCAAGGGACUUGUUAGAUUUGUUCUCCAUGAACAAGUGGAGGUGCUCUUGGUCUCUUGCAGCGACAAUUGCUUCUGUUCUGGCAUUGGUUUCUGUAGUACAUUUAUUCUUGUUCCCUUUGACACCUUCUUUCAAUUAUUUUAAGAUAGCUCAGGACUCGUGCAUCCAGACUAAUGCAUCAGCAGAAUUCCCAAGCAACCGGGACCAGGAAUGGCCUGCAGUUGAUAUUAAAGGUCAGUUUCCGGCUGACUUGCAUGGAGCAGUUGUUUAUCAGGGUGCGCCAUGGAAGGCUGAAAUUGGCCAGUGGCUUGCUGGUUGUGAUUCUGUUGUUAAGGAAGUCAAUAUUACUGAGAUAAUAGGUGAAAAUAACUGCAAAAAUGAAUGCAGUGGCCUGGGGGUUUGUAAUCGAGAAUUGGGACAGUGUCGAUGUUUUCAUGGUUAUUCUGGGGAUGGAUGCACUGAAAAAUUGCAAUUGGAAUGCAAUUACCAAGGAUCACCAGAUCAACCAUUUGGGCGAUGGGUCGUCUCAAUUUGCCCAGCCAACUGUGACACGACAAGAGCAAUGUGCUUCUGUGGAGAAGGCACAAAAUAUCCAAAUCGACCAUUGGCAGAGACAUGUGGGUUUCAAUUUAAUGUGCCUUCUGAACCUGACGGUCCCAAAAUAGUGAAUUGGACAAAAAUUGACCAAGAUGUGUUUACAACUAAUGGUAGCAUAGCUGGUUGGUGUAAUGUGGACCCAGCUGAAGCAUAUGCUGGCAAGGUGAAAAUUAAAGAAGAAUGUGACUGCAAAUAUGAUGGUCUUGCUGGACGACUUUGUGAAGUUCCUGUGGAGUCUGUUUGUAUUAAUCAAUGCUCGAGACAUGGACACUGUCGUGGUGGAUUUUGUCAGUGUGACAAUGGCUGGUAUGGAGUAGAUUGCAGCACACCAUCUGUGAUUUCUUCUAUAAGAGAGUGGCCUAGUUGGCUUCGUCCUGCACAGAUUGAUAUUCCUGAUGAUAAUUAUGCCAAUGGAAAACUGAUUAAUCUUAAUGCUGUGGUUGCAAAGAAAAGGCCUCUUAUAUAUGUUUAUGAUUUGCCCCCAGAGUUCAACAGCUUGCUACUUGAGGGACGCCAUUUUAAGUUAGAGUGUGUAAAUAGAAUUUAUGAUGGCAAUAAUGUAACUGUAUGGACAGAACAAUUGUAUGGUGCCCAGAUUGCACUUUACGAGAGUUUGUUAGCUAGUCCUCAUCGAACACUAAAUGGUGAAGAGGCAGAUUUUUUCUUUGUUCCUGUUCUUGAUUCAUGUAUCAUAACUCGUGCUGAUGAUGCUCCUCACUUGAGUAUGCAGGAGCAUAUGGGAUUGAGAAGCUCUCUCACUUUGGAAUAUUAUAGAAACGCAUAUAAUCACAUUGUUGAGCAAUAUCCUUAUUGGAAUCGCUCUUCAGGAAGGGACCACAUCUGGUUUUUUUCAUGGGAUGAAGGUGCUUGCUAUGCUCCCAAGGAGAUAUGGAACAGCAUGAUGUUAGUUCACUGGGGAAACACAAACACAAAGCAUAACCAUUCAACCACAGCCUAUUGGGCUGACAACUGGGAUAAAAUCCCUUCUGACAAAAGAGGCAUUCAUCCAUGUUUUGACCCCGACAAAGAUCUUGUGCUUCCUGCUUGGAAAGUUCCCGAUGCUAAUGUGUUGACUUUAAAACUUUGGGCUAGGUCUCAUGAGCAGCGGAAGACACUGUUCUACUUCAAUGGGAAUUUAGGACCAGCGUAUCCCCAUGGAAGACCAGAAGAUUCGUAUAGCAUGGGUAUCAGACAGAAGCUGGCAGAAGAGUUUGGAUCAAGCCCUAACAAGGAUGGAAAACUUGGGAAACAGCAUGCCAAAGACGUCAUUGUGACCCCGGAGCGUUCUGAAAACUAUCACAUGGAUCUAGCAAGCUCUGUUUUCUGCGGAGUGUUUCCUGGAGAUGGUUGGAGUGGUCGCAUGGAAGACAGUAUUUUGCAAGGAUGCAUUCCUGUGAUCAUUCAGGAUGGGAUUUUCCUACCAUACGAGAAUAUGCUCAACUAUGACAGCUUUGCUGUUCGAUUACAAGAGGAGGAAAUUCCAAACUUGAUAAAGAUUCUUCGGGGAUUCAAUGAGACACAAAUCAAAUUGAAGCUGGCAAAUGUUCAGAAAAUAUGGCAAAGAUUCAUGUAUCGUGAUUCUGUUAUGCUUGAAGCUGAAAGGCAAAAGGCUGCUAUUGGACAUGUUGAUGAUUGGGCAGUUGAAUUCUUAAAACUGACACAGGAUGAUGCCUCUGCCACUUUAAUACAGGUUUUGCAUUACAAGUUACAUAAUGAUCCUUGGAGGAAACAAGUUCGCCACAACAAGAAGUUUGGAUUACCUAACCAGUGCUUGGUAAGCACCAUCUAAAGAGCUUGGUUAGUGUGUAGACUACAAGACCAAGAUAUUUCCAGAGGAGUAGGGGAAAGGAUAACCUUUCUGCUUCAUUUUCGGGGUCAAGAUUAAAAGAAUUUCUUGUCAUUUGUAAAAGAAAGUGAAGAUUAAGUUUGUCAUAUGUGGUUACCAUCUCCAGUGCAGUAAAUCAUUCAAUCAGGGUGGACAUAAAUUAUUCUUUUUCCCUUCUCGCAUAAAUGUGCAUGUAAAAUGCAUCAGUUUUUUGUAUUUUUUUCAGAGCUUUAUUCUCUCAGGCUGCCAGGAUGUGGAAUUGUAAAAUUAUGUCAUUUACAAGAGAUUAUUAUGGUGAAAAAACAAGAGAAAAAAAUGAUUACAUAUAUAUUUUUCUUGUUU
Messenger RNA from Cajanus cajan (pigeon pea), 3248 nucleotides. RefSeq names its product exostosin family protein. Gene Ontology annotation, molecular function: glycosyltransferase activity. NCBI's taxonomy places the organism in Eukaryota, Viridiplantae, Streptophyta, Magnoliopsida, Fabales, Fabaceae. The record is from RefSeq and is a predicted model, not a curated record.